Messenger RNA from Helianthus annuus (common sunflower), 1311 nucleotides. RefSeq names its product zinc finger MYM-type protein 1-like. Gene Ontology annotation, molecular function: protein dimerization activity. Bases 1 to 1311 code for a protein of 436 amino acids. The transcript is spliced from 8 exons. The record is from RefSeq and is a predicted model, not a curated record. NCBI's taxonomy places the organism in Eukaryota, Viridiplantae, Streptophyta, Magnoliopsida, Asterales, Asteraceae.
AUGACACAUAAAAGUAAUGGAAAUUUCUUGGGUCUAGUUGAGAUGUUGGAAGAGUUUGAUCCGGUUAUCAAAGAGCAUGUUCGGCGGAUCACUAGUGACGAUAUUCAUGUGCAUUAUCUUGGACACAAGAUCCAAAAUGAGAUAAUACUUAUGCUUGCUGAUGAAAUUAAAAAAGAACUUAUUAAGAACAUAAAAGAAGCAAAGUACUACUCAAUCAUACUGGAUUGUACCCCCGAUUCUAGUCACAAAGAACAGAUGACUAUAAUAGUGAGGUAUGUAAAGUUCUCAUCUAAUUCUGUUAUUGUUGAGGAGUCAUUUUUGGGCUUUUUAAAUGCUAAUGAUACCACUGGGAAGGGACUAUUUGAUGCAACUUAUGCGGAGUUACAAAAUCUUGGUCUUGAAAUUGAUGACAUGCGUGGCCAAGGAUAUGACAAUGGGGCAAAUAUGAAAGGUUCACAUCAAAGAGUCCAAACGAGAUUUUUAAAAGAAAAUCCAAGAGCAUUUACAGUAGAAGAAAAUUUCAGAGUAAACUUUUUCUUAUAUAUUGUGGAUCAAGCUAUUGCUUCUUUAGAGAAAAGAUUUGAACAAUUUAAAUGGUUUAAAGAAAAAUCGGAUAUUGAUGGCGAGGCACUUUAUACAGAGCUUAAUUUAUUUCGUGACUCACUAACCAAUAAAUUUAGCAGUCCUGUAGAUGUUUUGGAGUAUAUGAAAGAAGACGGUUAUUCCCCAGAAGCAUGCAUUGCAUAUAGAAUAUUGUUGACUAUUCCAGUCACUGUGGCAUCUGCAGAAAGAAGUUUUUCGAAGUUGAAGUUAUUGAAAUCUUACCUACGAUCUUCAAUGUCCCAAGAAAGACUUAGUGGGUUGGCGAUAAUUGCUAUCGAGAACGAAGUCUUAGAUGAUAUAAACUGUGAAGAGUUGAUUCACCAAUUUGCUAUCAAGAAUGCAAGGAGAGCUUCACGAAUCAUUGGUCUUAGCAAACGCAAAACUGAUGAAGGACUUCGAGAAUUGCAAAGUUUAGUGAAGUGGUUCAUGUUUUUGGAUGGUUGGGUUAAAUUUGUAGAUUAUGCGAGGUCAAGAGACUCUCCUCCACCAUUACCUCAUUCCUACAGGAACAAAAAAAGAAAUGAAGAUAGCAUUUUUGUAGCUUUAAGAAAGGUGGAAAUGGUGUUUAGGGUUUCAAUGAACUGUAGCAGUUUUUCAAUCACCAGCAACCUUGUGUCUCUUGCCAGUGACCAGUUCCCUGUUCCGAUUGAUGAUAUGGAAAGCCUCGUGUGGUUGUCUAAAGCAUGUCAUGGCCCACUUUUGAGCUGA